AUGAACGAAUGAGGAGUACAUAGAACCUAGUUAAAUUUAGUAUAAAUUUCAUUCAUUUACAUGAUCGACGAGAAUUUUGUUUUGUUUGAUAAAAAUAAAAUUUUAUUUACGUAUUUAGUUCUCCUACUUAAUUUUCUGAGCUAGUGUUCGGAAUUCGCCAAUAUUUGUGACUAAUUUAUGUGUAUAAUUAUUUAAUAAUCUUGGUUAGAGUACACUAGUUACUCUCGUGUAAUAUUAUUUAUAAGUUGAAAUUUGUGACUUUGAAAGUACAAAAAUGUUCAGGGAGCAAGUCAAGCCCGGGCCCCCAAUGACCCAGGCUCCUAAAAUCGUCCCAAGUCAAAAUAUUGUCUGUGUAACUUGUCUUACGAGCUGCCAAUAUAGAACAAUGCAUCCUAUUCCGGACCCAAUAUUAUUUUCUUCAGUAACUUUGAUAAAGCUGCCCUCUAUUUGUAAUUAUAAGGUGUGUUGGGAAUGUCUUGCCAUGUUGGGUAAAAUCCAAAAGUUCAGAAGAAAAGCUUUAUCAGCUCAGAUGAUACUUCAUGAAAACAAGACAUCACUACAAUCACUAUCAACUCUAAAAACAUCAAACCUAGUCCACUGGCUGUCCAUAGUGAUCCAGUCACAAAUAGAAAUAAAUCCACUAGUGGCCAAUGAGAAGCCACAAUUGCCAGCAACCACGCUCAAAGGGGAGGUCAUUGAAAGUGAAACCCUAAGACCUGAACCACAAAGUAUAUAUUGUAAUGAAGAAGAUCCGUUUGGAGAGUUCCCUGUUAAGACAGAGACGGAAGUAUCAAUAGAAGAAGAAACAAGCUGUGUAGAUAUAAUUAAAUCUGAAUUUGAUAGCAACAGUAAUUGCAGCUCUGACGAUGAACCUUUACUUCUAGCACGCAAAAGUAACGUUGCGUACAUACAAACUCGAAACCAAGAAUCGAGCGACACAGAAACUGCCAGCGAAGAAGACACUAUUAAUAAGACAGUUAUUCUAAAACCGAAUACUUCGACAUCUAACACAGUACAGCACCUUAAUGAUUUCCCAAUUAGAGUGACAGCUGGACAAGAAACGAUUCAGUUACCAUUUAUAGAUUCAAUGUCACCUGAACUACGUAAAGACACUAACGAGCCAGUUAAAUAUCACACUGGUCCAAAAUUGUUUAAGAAUUCUCCCCAGCUCACUAUACCAGAGCAGUUUAGGUCUAUAGAUAAUACAUAUAAAACUGAUAAUGGUGAUACAGAUAAUAUAUAUGAAGUGCAUAGAUUGACUGAUGAAGAAUUAAAUGAGCUGAGGGCAAAGAAUUUGCAAAAGGCGCGUACUAAAAUGUACAUGUUUUUUUGUGAGAAAUGUAUGCUGUUAUUCAUGAAACAGGCAGAUUUGGAUGGGCAUAUGAAGAAACACGAUAAGUCUGCGGGUUCGUUCUUGUGUAGCAUCUGUGAGCAAAGGUUUAUGACACAAGAAGUUUUGGAUGAACAUAAAGAGGAUCAUUAUAAGUUCUACAUCUGUGAUAAGUGCAAAGAGAAGUUUUUCAGUCUGAAAUCGCUACUGCGUCACGACGAGACAAGGCAUCGGGAAACAUUGAGGUACUGUCGCAUCUGCGAUGCUAAAUUCACGUCCCACUCCAUACCUUUUUCACUAAUUUCUGCACGCUUUGGUAUCAUAACGUUACUAUUAUUUUUCCAGUCUGCGGGUUCGUUCUUGUGUAGCAUCUGUGAGCAAAGGUUUAUGACACAAGAAGUUUUGGAUGAACAUAAAGAGGAUCAUUAUAAGUUCUACAUCUGUGAUAAGUGCAAAGAGAAGUUUUUCAGUCUGAAAUCGCUACUGCGUCACGACGAGACAAGGCAUCGGGAAACAUUGAGGUACUGUCGCAUCUGCGAUGCUAAAUUCACAGACUUGAAAGAGUAUUACAAACACAAUCAAACCCACAAAGAAAAAAUUGAAUGUGAAGUGUGCCAUGAAAAAUGUCAACCCAGCAAAAUUAGGACACAUAUGGCUAAACACACCGAGCUACCAUGGGUAAGGUGUGACGUGUGCAAGAAAGAUUUUCGGGGUUUGAGUCGGCUGAUGUCGCACAAGAGGUACUUGCAUGCCCCGGUGGACGACGGAUGCUAUUGCGUGGAAUGUGACAUCUCCUUCAAAUCUCGGAGUUUGUACAAUACUCACAUGAGGUAUUCUAUUAAACACGUGCCUGAUAGUGAAAAAGUCUUCUGUCGGCAAUGUAACAAGCCGUUUCGGUCGCAGAGUGUACUGAACAAACAUAUUGCUGUUGCACACGAGGACAGCGAGCGAUCGGAGUGUGACAUUUGCAAGAAGGUGUUUAAAAGCAAAACUGCAGUCAGAACACAUAUCAAAAGAAAACAUCUCAAAUCAAAGCUGAAUGUGGAGAGAAAUAAGAUGUGCGAUAUAUGCGGGAAGGCGUUUCAGUUCAAAUCCUGUCUGGAGCAGCAUAUGAACUCCCACUACAACAUCAGGCCUUUCAAGUGCGAGGAAUGUGGGGCUACCUUCAGUUACUCCGGGGCCAGAUACACGCACAUCAAACUCAAACAUAGGAAGAACAAAAAUGGCAAUAAAAAUAAAACAGAGUCAUAAACACAGCAUUUAUGUCGAAAUGAAAAUUCAUUUAUGUGUU
Plodia interpunctella (Indianmeal moth) is the source of this 2621-nucleotide messenger RNA. Its product is annotated as zinc finger protein 595-like. The record is from RefSeq and is a predicted model, not a curated record. Gene Ontology annotation, biological process: regulation of transcription by RNA polymerase II. Bases 275 to 2581 code for a protein of 768 amino acids. Gene Ontology annotation, molecular function: zinc ion binding; DNA-binding transcription factor activity, RNA polymerase II-specific; RNA polymerase II transcription regulatory region sequence-specific DNA binding. Gene Ontology annotation, cellular component: nucleus. NCBI's taxonomy places the organism in Eukaryota, Metazoa, Arthropoda, Insecta, Lepidoptera, Pyralidae. The transcript has 14 exons.